UGCAAACGCAUAUCGUUUUACAGUAGAACACAGGUCGGCAGAACGUGGAGGUGGUUGUCCUUUGACGUUCCAGUACUUUAAGCAAGAUGACGGUCGUCGAAGAUAUACCGACGGACCCCAGUACGUCAACACGGCUAAUUAUCUACCCAUUGGUACUGAUUACUACUCUACUCUGGGUUCUAUAUCGCUGGCAGACACAAUCCAAAUUAUAUAAACUAGGCAAUAAAUUGCCCGGUCCCUCCGCUGUACCAAUAUUCGGCAACGCUUUAUUGGCGCUUGGAAAGAAACCUGAUGAAUUGGUAAACUUAGGGUUGGAAUACAUUGAAAAGUACGGAACUGUAGUCCGAGGAUGGCUCGGCUCGAAGCUGGUGGUUUUCCUCUGCGACGCCGACGACGCCGAGGUCAUUCUAAACAGCCAAGAACACAUCGACAAGGCAUCAGAAUACAGAUUCUUCAAGCCCUGGCUCGGUGAAGGACUAUUAAUUAGUUCAGGCGAAAAGUGGCGUUCACAUCGUAAAAUGAUUGCGCCAACUUUUCAUAUAAACAUAUUGAAAUCCUUCAUCAGCGUGUUCAAUCAGAACAGCAAAAACGUGGUGGACAAAAUGAAAAACGAAACAGGAAAAGUGUUCGACGUACACGACUACAUGAGCGGAGUCACGGUUGAUAUUUUGCUCGAAACUGCUAUGGGUAUUACAAAAGAAACUCAAGACGAAUCUGGAUUUGAUUACGCUAUGGCAGUUAUGAAAAUGUGUGACAUCAUUCAUCAGCGACAUUAUAAAUUCUGGAUGCGUUUCGAUGCUGUAUUUAAAUUUACAAAAUUCUUCGAAAAACAAAAGGAACUGUUGAACAUUAUUCAUGGAUUAACGAACAAGGUCAUUAAGAACAAGAAAGAAAAAUAUAUAGAAAACAAGGCGAAAGGUAUAAUUCCACCGACACUUGAAGAGAUUACACAAAAUAAAGGAACUAAUGACUCUGGAUUAGCAAAUGUUAAAACACUAGGGGAUACAGUUUUCAAAGGAUAUCGAGAUGAUUUAGACGACAAUGAUGAUAAUGACGUGGGUGAGAAGAAACGUUUAGCCUUCUUAGAUCUGAUGAUUGAAUCAGCUCAAAAUGGUACAAACGACAUAACGGACUUUGAAAUCAAAGAAGAGGUCGAUACCAUUAUGUUUGAGGGGCACGACACAACAGCUGCAGGCUCGAGUUUCGUAUUAUGUCUACUCGGAGUGCAUCAGAAAAUUCAGGCCAGAGUCUAUAAUGAACUGUACGACAUAUUUGGUGAUUCAGACCGACCAGCCACCUUCGAAGAUACGCUGCAAAUGAAGUAUCUAGAACGUGUCAUUUUCGAAGCUCUUCGCAUGUAUCCACCCGUACCAAUCAUCGCUAGAAAAUUGAAGAGGGACGUUAAAAUAGCAACAAACAACUAUGUACUGCCCGCUGGUGCGACAGUUGUCAUAGGUACUUACAAAAUACAUCGCAAUCCCAAAUACUAUAAGAAACCGGAAGUUUUCGAUCCCGAUAACUUCCUGCCAGAAAAUACUCAGAAUAGGCACUACUACAGUUACAUACCCUUCAGUGCUGGACCACGAAGUUGUGUUGGACGUAAAUACGCCAUUCUGAAAUUAAAAAUACUACUUUCUACAAUCUUAAGAAACUAUAAAAUGGUUUCCGACAUCACAGAGGACCAAUACAGACUGCAAGCUGAUAUUAUUUUGAAGCGAACAGACGGAUUCCGAGUAGAAAUUGAGCCGAGACAAAGAGUGCCAAUUGCCGUAGCAUAAUUACUUAUUAAAUUUAAUAAUUAUUACCAGUACAUGAAAUAAUCAUUAUAAUAAGUUGUGCUAUUUACCUUAUGCUUGACACCUUUUUUUAAAUAAAUAUAUCCAUAUAAGUAGAUUGUAGUAAAUGGUAUUGCAUGUAGUUAUGUACAUUAAAAUGAUUAUGUAAAAAAUUGUUUAAACGAUGUUAUAUCGGUGACGUAAGGUUUGAAACGUAUUGUAUAUUAGUGUAAGUUUUUGCAUGUAUCGAAAACAAUGUUUAAUAUGCUAAUUGUACGUUAAAAUAAAAUAAACAUAAACGA
Molecule: messenger RNA, 2077 nt
Organism: Papilio polytes (common Mormon)
Lineage: Eukaryota; Metazoa; Arthropoda; Insecta; Lepidoptera; Papilionidae
Gene: Cyp4g1
Product: cytochrome P450 4g15
Exons: 11
Coding region: 87-1778 (563 amino acids)
Molecular function (GO): heme binding; oxidoreductase activity, acting on paired donors, with incorporation or reduction of molecular oxygen; iron ion binding
Source: RefSeq, a predicted model, not a curated record